AUGGAUUUUUUAAUCGCAAUCACUUGGAUGAUUUUCGGUUUUGUUUGGAUGAAGUUGUGUUCCCGAAAAUCUUCAACACAAACUACCAGAAAUCAGCCUGCAGCUGUAUACCCGAAAUUGGAUUUGAGACCAGAUGUUCGUUAUUCCCGACAACGGCUCACGGAGGACUCUAUUACUAACAUUUCAACCGGCGGAAAGAUUCCCGACCAGGAUUUAUUCUUCCGUUUGAUGGGCCAAUUGGAGGAGAACAACACGUUGAAAGAAGAAAACCAACGCUUGGCCAGUCAAGUCACCCGACUCCAGCUGGAAAUUGAAACGUCCAAAUCCAAAUAUGACGAGUCAUUUCAAAUCGUACACGACGAGCUACUGGCUGCCAGAUGUCAACUCGAUGCCAAAAAUCGAGAAAUGGCCCAACUUGAGUCGACCACCUUGGAGCUGAACAACAAACGGACAGCGUUGGAGAAAGAUGCGGCAGUCCAAGCCGACAGGAUUGACGAAUUAAAAGACCAAUACAAAAAGGCUUGCGCUCAUGCUGCAUCUAUGCAUCGAGCGGUGAGAGGGUUGCACGAUGCCCGCACUCUUCUUCAACGUGACAAGGCCAAACUCGUCGAGCAACUGGACAGCAAAUCUAAGGAAAUCGAGGAAGAACGAGCCAUUUUCGAUAAGAAACUAGAGGAUUCACAAAUGGAGAACGAGGAAAACCUGAUCAGAGUAAGGAAUUUCCAUCAGGCGUUGAACAACAAACGUAACUCCAAAAUGAAUGAACUAGAAGAAAUGGUUUCAGACUUGAACCUGACCAUUGUCGAAUGCGAGGAAGACCACCGCACAGAGAUGGAAGCAACUAGGGCUAGUCAUUCAAUCGCACUCCAAGAACGUGAUGAAAAUUUGGCGCAGCUGCAGUCUACGGUUGAAGAAUUGAACAACAAGAACAGCGAGUUGACCGUUACUUUGGAUGAAAUGGAAAUCGCUUCAUACGCGUUACCUAAUUUUUAUAAAAUUCUGGACGUCGAAAGGAACGCAACCGAGGAAGACAUCAAACUUGCCUAUCAAAAGGAGAUUCGACAAGUCCAUCCGGACAAAAUCCAUCAAAUGCAUUCCGGAUCAACAGAUGAAAGAAUCUUGACUAAGGCGACACGUCUAAGCCAAACCCUCAAUCGCGCCAAGGACAUCCUGAAUAAUCAACGACUCAAGUAUCAAUACGAUUGCUGGCUGGACAUGACUGAGCUUAGGAAAACUGAGCAGAAGGUUAGGGAUUACGAAGCGUAUGAAGAACGGAAACGCCACAGGAAUUAG
Molecule: messenger RNA, 1293 nt
Organism: Daphnia pulex (common water flea)
Lineage: Eukaryota; Metazoa; Arthropoda; Branchiopoda; Diplostraca; Daphniidae
Product: dnaJ homolog subfamily C member 7 homolog
Exons: 1
Coding region: 1-1293 (430 amino acids)
Source: RefSeq, a predicted model, not a curated record